Messenger RNA from Schistosoma turkestanicum, 945 nucleotides. NCBI's taxonomy places the organism in Eukaryota, Metazoa, Platyhelminthes, Trematoda, Strigeidida, Schistosomatidae. The record is from the annotation of a GenBank genome assembly.
AUGCACCCUGAGACUAAACCCAAGGAAUCUAGUCACCGUGUUCCAGUUGGCAUAAAUAUUUUGACAGGUGGUUUAGCAGGAUGCGUAGCAAAGACAACAAUUGCUCCACUAGACAGGGCUAAGAUAAAUUUUCAAUGUACUCGUAUGCCGUUCAAUGUGCGUAGUCUUAUUCAAUUUCUGAAAAACACUUAUCAAGAACAAGGUUUUAUGUGUUUAUGGCGUGGUAACACUGCAACUCUGGCUAGAAUUUUCCCUUAUUCUGCUAUUCAAUACUCUUCUCAUGAUCAUUACAAGCAUUUACUUGGAGUUAGUUCAACCGGAGAUUCACAAGUUUCAUUUAUACGUCUACGACAAUUUAUUGCUGGUGUUGGAGCUGGGACAACAUCAGUUAUGUGUACAUAUCCACUUGAUGUUGCUAGAGCACGUAUGGCAGUUACGACUUCUUCCAAAUAUUCUAGUCUUUUUCAUGCUAUACGAGCUCUUUAUACAGAAGAAGGAUUAAAUGCAUUGUAUCGUGGUUUUUCACCCGCUCUCCUCGGUAUUAUCCCAUAUGCUGGGACAGCUUUCUUUACAUUUGAAACAUUAAAAGAAAUCUGUUUAGACAGAAAUAAAGAUCCUAUAACUGGCAAACGACCUAAAAAAUUGCGUCCAUUGGAAAAUUUGUGGUGUGGUGCAGUGGCUGGAAUUUUAGGACAAACUGCUUCUUAUCCGUUAGAUAUUGUUAGACGAAGAAUGCAAACUGCUAACAUUACAGGUCAUCCAGAAUACAUAGAAAGUGUAUAUAAAACAUUACUCUAUGUCUAUAAAGAUGAAGGUUUCAUUCAUGGUUUAUAUAAAGGUUUAUCAAUGAAUUGGUUGAAAGGACCAAUUGCUUCAGGUAUAAGUUUUACUGUUUAUCAUCAAUUGCAACAUUUUCUUCAUCAAUGGAUGAUUAUUGAUAAGUGA